This is a messenger RNA of Drosophila suzukii, 1651 nucleotides long. RefSeq names its product F-box only protein 9. Gene Ontology annotation, molecular function: protein binding. Gene Ontology annotation, cellular component: SCF ubiquitin ligase complex; cytoplasm. Lineage: Eukaryota; Metazoa; Arthropoda; Insecta; Diptera; Drosophilidae. Gene Ontology annotation, biological process: SCF-dependent proteasomal ubiquitin-dependent protein catabolic process. The record is from RefSeq and is a predicted model, not a curated record.
CCAUCACUACUGUAAAAAUAAACUUUACACAGGUAGAAGUGUUCCCGUUUGCCUAUCUGAAUAAACUUAAUCUUUGGGGUCUUACCAAUGGCCACAUGUUGCUCACCCAGUUGCAUACGACUUCGAAAUUCUGGGGUGAAGCGCCUAAGUCAGCAGUACGCGCGGCCCUUUAUUAUAAGCUUUAUUUUGGCCGCCCCAUUCUCCCCAUCUUCUAAGGGUACUAAGUACUAAGACCUUUCAGACCAGUUCUACUUCUAACCAUGUCGGAUGUGGACUCGGACGGCGAGGCGCCUGGCCAGGAAACGGGCUCCGGCACCAGUGCACUGGAUGAGUUCCGGGAAAACUGGCAGCGGGAGCUUCAAGGUCACAUGAAUAGUGCAGCCCGGAGUCGUUCUGAAGCCGGGGAUCCCCUUACGGCGGCCAAUUCCAACCUCAGCGAAGCGGAUCUGCUGCGCAAGGCGGAGAGCCUCUAUAGGACCGCCGUGCUGUUGGAGCAGCGUGGCAAGGUCUACGACGCAUUACCCUACUACCGGAAGGCCACGCAGAUCGUUCCGGACAUCGAGUUCCGGUUCUACGAGCAGCAGAAGCUCAGCGGCGAUGCCAGCAAGAAGUACCACAACUUGGCCAGCGAUCUGGAACAACUGGAUCUGGGUCAGCCGGACGCCUCGGAGGGCGGCGAAGAGGUCGUCGACAACCUUUAUGAGAAGUUCCAGCAGGACUUGAGGCAGGAUAACAUCUACAAUGGCAAGAUGAUCGCGUCCAGCCGCGAUGCCGGUGUCCUGACCACUGGCCUUCACUUUGCCGACCUACCGCCCGAGAUUGUGAUGCGCAUCCUCCGCUGGGUGGUCUCCGCUCAACUGGACAUGCGAUCGCUGGAACAGUGUGCCGCUGUGUCCAAGGGUUUCUAUGUCUACGCCCGGGAUGAGGAGCUAUGGAGGCUAGCCUGUGUCAAAGUAUGGGGCCACAACGUUGGAACCUUAGAGGCCCAGGACUCGGACAUCAGCAACGUCUAUUACUCCUGGCGCGACAUGUUCAUCCGCCGGGAGCGAGUACUCUUCAAUGGCUGCUAUAUCAGCAAGACCACGUACCUGCGAAUGGGCGAGAACAGCUUUCAGGAUCAGUUCUACCGGCCUGUGCAGUUGGUGGAGUACUAUCGUUACAUUCGAUUCAUGCCCGAUGGCAAGGUGCUGAUGAUGACAAGCGCCGAUGAGCCGGCGCAGGGUGUCUCCAAGCUGAAACUGCACAAUCUAAGGCCGGAAAUGCUACGGGGUCGCUAUCGGCUCUUUGGCAGCACAGUCACUCUAGUGCUGCAGAAGUCGCAAUCUCGGCCGGGUCACAUGCGACAAAGACGCGGCAGUAUCAUGCCAGUGGAGGAGGACUCCUCGCAGUUCCUGAUCGAGCUGCGCAUCACAGCAUCCAAGCGCCGUUGCGCCCAGUUGGUGUGGUCACACUACACGCUCGUGCAACGCAACAAGGUGGACACCAGCUCCGAGUUUGACCUGACGGAGGCCAGAUAUCCGCCGCUGAGAUUCUCAACCGUUAAGAGCUACCACCUGGAUGCCGAUGCACCUUUAGCCUAAGUUAGAUAAGCUUCCUGCAAAGGGGAAAUAAAACACUACGAUUUGAAACCCUGUUAGAGGGGGAGUGGAAA